Molecule: messenger RNA, 1608 nt
Organism: Phacochoerus africanus (Common warthog)
Lineage: Eukaryota; Metazoa; Chordata; Mammalia; Artiodactyla; Suidae
Gene: PCLAF
Product: PCNA clamp associated factor
Exons: 4
Coding region: 96-428 (110 amino acids)
Biological process (GO): regulation of cell cycle; translesion synthesis
Cellular component (GO): nucleus
Molecular function (GO): chromatin binding
Source: RefSeq, a predicted model, not a curated record
UAUAAACUGUGGCGGGAGAUUCGUUUUUGGGGCCUUGUCCCGUGAAGCACCCUCGGCAGGGGAGACGGUUGGUUGCUCUCAUCUCGUUUUCGAAUAUGGUGCGGACUAAAGCAGACAGUGUCCCUGGCACCUACAGAAAAGUGGUGGCUUCUCGAGCCCCCAGGAAGGUGUUGGGUUCCUCCACCUCUGCUAAUUCCACGUCGCUUUCGUCAAGGAAAGCCGAAAACAAGUAUGCAGGAGGGAAUCCAGUUUGUGUGCGCCCAACUCCCAAGUGGCAAAAAGGAAUUGGAGAAUUCUUCAGGCUGUCUGCUAAAGAUUCAGAAAAAGAGAAUAGGAUUCCUGAAGAAGCAGGAAGCAGUGGAUUGGGAAAAGCAAAGAGAAAAGCAUGUCCUUUGCCACCUGAAGACACAGAUGACGAAAAAGAAUAGAACUUUCUUAGUCAUCCUUAACUGAUAUCUCCUAUUUACUCUGGCAUAGUUGGAUGUACAUUUGCAUAAAUGUGUUUGUUCCAAUUAGCUUUGUUGAAUAGGCAUUUAAUUUAAAAAAUGAGGCUUAUAUUUAGUUAUUCAAAAGCAAGUAGUUAUGAUAUUGGAAGGUUUGUAAGAUUAAUUAUGGGUACUUAGCUUAGUAUUCAACAUAAUGCAGUAUUUGGCUUACCUAUUACUAAGUUUUUUCUUGCUAAAAACCAUUGCAUGGUGUUUAACUAUGAAUCUGCUGUAUUUGAGAUUUUGCUUAGAUCUUUGUACUAUUGCCAUUUUCAUUGGCAUUUGAUUAUUGGAAUGAUGCCAUAUUUUUAUUCCUUUUAGUUGCUUUAAAAAGCAGAGUUUUACUAUAUAUAAAAUAGAUAACUAAUAAGGACCUAAUGUAUAGCACAGGGAAAUCUACUCAACAUACUGUAAUAACCUAUAUGGAAAAAAAGAAUGGAUAUAUGUAUAUGUAAAACUGAUUCACUUUGCUUUACACCUGAAACUAAUACACUGUAAGUCAAAAAUAAAUCCAACUCAAGAACAAAAACCAAAAGCAAAUAAAUAGAGUUAGAUUUUUGUACAUUUUAAAAAGUUGGUAUCAAUUAAACUGAACCCACACCCUUUCUAAGAGGCCAUUGAUGCAAUGUUGAAAACAUUUGGAUGGCUAUCUGCAUUCUCCUUAGAAAAAUUUAAGGACAAUUUGGUCCUAAGGGUUUAAACGAUUGAUAAGGCUUCUAACAACAACCACAAAAACAAGAUAAAAUACUAGAGUAGAAUCAGGCAGGAAAAUUCCAUAGACUAUAUUAAAAGAGAGGAAUUUUCCUAGAAUAUGCAUUUGUUUUAGUAUCAUAAAAUAUUACCCUUUGGGUCUUAUACUUUUAAAGUUGAAAAGCAAUAAAACAUGAAUGGCAAAUCAUGCCACAAACCUAGAGCUAUGUCUAAAGUCCUUAGAGUUACUGUGAUAUUUUCCAAGAUGAACAGGGGUAUCAUUGAAGAGGUGGGUACUACUUAGUAGCUGAUAUUCUUGCUUCUUUAUCAGGCUUUUUGCUCACUGGCAUCCUGUUGUCAAAAGUAACCAUGUUUUAGACACGCUUUUCUGAAGUUUGUUUUUAAUAAAUGAAUACUCAUUUUCACAAGACUA